This is a messenger RNA of Trichobilharzia regenti, 3615 nucleotides long. Lineage: Eukaryota; Metazoa; Platyhelminthes; Trematoda; Strigeidida; Schistosomatidae. The record is from the annotation of a GenBank genome assembly.
UUUGUUUCUCCCUUACUCAACCACGCAAGAAGUGGAGAUGGAUUGGCCAUACUCUGAGGGAACCGUCAGGUGACAUUACUAGACAGGCUAUCGCUCGAGUGGAACCCGAAAAGGAAGCGGGGAGUUGGUCGUCAAUGAGAGGGUGACUUGGAGGAGGUCAUGUGAAGAGGAGAUGAAAGCAUGUGGGCAGACUUGGAGCGGGGUGAAAACGUUGGCAGAGAACCUUGACGCAAUGGAGACGCGCGGCUGAAGCCCUAUGUUCCUCUAGGAAUUAAAGGAAAUAUUAAUAACAACCACGCAGUAUGUUAUUCCAAAAUCCGACGAUAAACACGCUUAGUUGUAUGGCCUAUGUAACUGGCUAAACAGGGGCAAUAUUUUCCAUCAUUUAACCCCUGCUUCUCCAUAUUAACCAUUAUUUAGACAGUAUUUUCUUAUUUUUCUCAUUAGUUAGCCAGAAUUCACUCAAUGGAUUAUCAUUCUUAAUACCUGCCCAUUCUUGGCCGACUGAGGCUUCUUCCUCUACCUAAUUAGUCCAUCGACUUUGUCUUGCUUUGUAAAAACAAUCUCUAGUCUAAAGUGUAUCAAAGAAGCAGAGUUCAGUGGUAUUACUAUGUAGUUUUUAGGAAUGGUAGUAGAGGAAUGACUAGAUGAAAGAUUGCAUUAGCUAGUGUAUAGGAACCUGAGAGUUAUAUCAGACUGAUGUAGAUGUCUGGUCAUUUCAGUGUAGAAGCAAUUGAUACUUCCUGUGGUAAUCGCAUGAGGAUUAGCUUGACUGACAUAGUAUCGAAGACUGUUCUGCACUGCUUCGAAGAUUAAAUGAGGGUCCAGAAAACCCCGGGAAGAUUUCAGAACCUGAUAAAUUCUCUUUAAUGACAUUUUAACCACUCCACACGUUCUAGAAUGCAUGGUAGUUAUAUACUUGCCGUAUUUACUUAUCUGAAAACAGCAUUUAGAUUCUGUCGACCUACAAGCGUUAGUGCAAUAAUACUAAAUAAACGGGAUUGAAAUGAGUAGAUGUGCUGAAACUCCAUUUAUUUGGGAAGUGGAAUAGGCCUAAUAGACUGAUUGCUGGUAAAAUCCCUGAAGGCUAUUUUCACACAUGUCCUCACUGAUCAUUUUUAGGCGUGAUAUUCGAUUAUCAACCAGAAGAUGUGUAUUUUGCUGCUUUUUACCAUGUCCUACACUAGGGUUGUAAGAUGUAUUCAUUAAAAUUAAAAGACCAGACAUUUUCAGUGAUUGAUUCCUUCGUCCAAAUACUGGCGUAAGAUAGAGUAAGGUGGCAAGUUGUGUGAAGCUUUGGUCUAGAGUGUUAGGUUAAGAAGACAAGUCGAUUGACAAAAUUAUAAAAAGUCUCACUCAUUGAGACGGCUACGACAUGUGCUACGCUUACUGAACCGCUACCUUCUUUGAUGAAUUGUGUUAGUUGAAGUAUGAUUAUACUGAAGGAGAAUUAAAGGUGGUCAUACCAAAUUACUAUUCAUUCAAUGUUUAUGUGGAACAUUGCACUGCAGAAGCAAACCCCCAUUGCACUCGAUUAUUUGUCAUACCCUUCAACUUUCCGCUGACUUUCAUUUCUCCUUCCCAUGGUCCUUUAUAUGUCCCCAUCAGAAACUAAAUCCGUGACUUCUGCUCCGGAUUCCACUCCAGGGCCUGCUUGUCUUGUGAUAUCACUUGAAGGACUUCUCAGAGUAUUUUCAAUCCAUCUCUACUUCUCUGUUGGACAGUAUGUUCUUGGCUGAUUCGCUGGACAGUCAGAGUUCCUUGUUGUUUUUCUUUUUCGGUUGACCAUCUAAUCUUCAGUAGUGAGCAAAGGUAUCUAUUGAUGAAAGUGUGCAGCCUGUUGAAAAUGCCUGUAGAAACAAUGACUUCAGAUAACCGUUGAAAGUUCGGAUAUUAUUCCUUGCGUUGUAGAAUUCUACAAUAGUUUGAGAGUAAUAAACACCUGUCUUAUUUCCUUGAUCCUAGCUUUGACACCCACACCCGUGCCACCCAGCUGUAGUUGAAGCGAUGGUUCUCAGAUAGUUGAACGAGAUAACCUCCCUCUUCUCAUUGAUGGUGACUCAUGUUCGUAGUCCACAACUGGGUAUUCUUGUCAACCCUGGCAUCUCCAUGUUCAUCUGAGAUCGUGUUUUGAUGCCAACUUGGUUUUCACCUACACAUAUUCAAGUUUGUGUGAUGUAAGGCAUAAAUAAUCAGGUCAAAACACAAUAUUAUUCUAUGGAGUUAUUGAAUCUUAUAAGUGUAGAUAGCAUAUCUGGUAUCUUCAAACAACUAAGAACCAACGACUGAAGAACCCUGACAAUGUAGAUUAAAAUAAUUCACAAUGACAGGUACAACGCUGAAUAUUUACUAAACAGAAGUUGACAGAAUUACAAGUCACUGCUGAUUAAAGAUAGAAACACAAGUUUUAUUAUUGUAUCUUCGUAAUACUACGGUCAACUCUGGUUCGAAAAGUACUUCAAUCCUAAAACGCAAUUUUACCUCUGAAAAUCUGCUGACGUAGUUACACAAAUGAUUUUUCACUUAUAACAAAGGAAUAUCCAAAGAACAACUUUAAUCUAAUAUUGAAUUACGGUACAUAAUGUAAUCGCUGACAUCAGAUUCAAGGGAUUUCAACUUCAUAGUAUCCCCUAUACACCUAGCUUUCACCAUAAUGUGGAUCAUUAUUAUUCCUUUAGUUUCGAGUGGAACAUAUGGCUUCAACACCACAUUUCCACUCUCUCCCAUUUUAUGCCGUCCUCUUCAGCAAGGUCUACGACUAACCACAAGCUCUCAUCUCCUCUCCGCACGAUCCCCUCCAUGACACCCUAGAACGAUCCAUUCGUUGCUUCCCACUCGAGAACCUGGCGCGCUAUGUCACGUGGAUUAUAUGGGGAAAAAAGUUAAGUGAAUAUUCCCUUUCAAGAAGCACCAAACUGUUAUGUGAUAAGAAAAAUGAUACAAUUCUAUUACCUGAACCAUGCAUGUAACAUUUUUCAAUUUCAUUAAAUUUUUCCGAUACCAGAAAGCUAUCGUAACUUUACCCAUUCUACCUUCAGGAGAUGAUCUAGAAGUGAAAAUAAGUGAAGUGUUCGACUUGUUUGACCAUGAACGUAACAAAACAAUCGAUUUCAGAGAACUUGGUACAGUCAUCCGAGCACUAGGUGGUGCACCAACUGAAGCUGAAAUAGUAGCACUUGUUCGUGAGUUAGAGAAUGAUCCACCAAAUGGUUACAUUAAUUAUGAACGAUUUCUUCCUGUAAUGUUGCAAGCAAUGGAACAGAAAAGAUUCGAGCCUGUAUCAGAAGAAGAAUUGCUGAAAGCAUUUUCAGUUUUGGAUACAGAGAAGAAAGGAUUUUUAACUGCACAAGCCCUGGAGUCAUAUAUGGUUUCUUCAGGAGAACCAUUUACAAAAGAAGAGAUGGAAGAGAUGCUUGCCGCUGCAACUGAUCUGUCAAAAGGGAAGAUUAUGUAUCGCGAAUUUGUAAUACAAUUAUCAACAUACGAUGAUAACGCUUAGUUGAUAUAAGAUUUUAAAAAAGUGUUUUAAAGUAAAGUUUUUUUUAUUAUCUCAAGUACAUAUAUAAUCGGCGUAAAUACAAGCGGUUGGAUUAGUAUUAGAAAAUUACUCUUCAU